Menidia menidia (Atlantic silverside) is the source of this 2128-nucleotide messenger RNA. Lineage: Eukaryota; Metazoa; Chordata; Actinopteri; Atheriniformes; Atherinopsidae. The record is from the annotation of a GenBank genome assembly.
AUGGGAGGGCGUGUGGAGGCGGGACAGGGAGGGAGGUCUCAUCAGAGGAGGGAGGUGAAACAGCAGCUGCUGCCCAGUGAGAGCCCGACGCAAGAAAGAGCCAUGGCUGUCAACAAAUGUGUCAAAUACCUGCUCUUCCUCUUCAACCUGCUGUUCUGGAUCAGUGGCUGCAUCAUCCUGGGUGUGUCCAUCUACCUGAAAGUGAGCAACGAAGGAAACGAGGAAGUGACCACAUGUCUGUCCACUGCUUCUCUCCGUCCACAGCUGACCAAUGAGGCCCUGCCGGGCAUCGACCUGAUGAUCGCCAUCGGCGCCAUCAUCAUGCUGCUGGGCUUCCUGGGCUGCUGCGGCGCCAUCAGGGAGAACCGCUGCCUGCUGCUGAUCUUCUUCAUCAGCCUCCUGAUCAUCUUCAUCCUCCUGCUGGCAGCCGGCAUCCUGGGGGCUGUGGAGGAGCAGAAGGUGAAGGACUGGAUGAAGGAGCGUCUGGAAAAGUUCACCCCGCUCUCCAAACAGCCUCAGAAUGUGAAGGACGACCUGGAGAAACUGCAGGUCCAGCUCAAGUGCUGUGGCCUGGUGAAUGGAAAAAGUGACUGGGACAAGAUCCCCGACUCCUGCCGCUGCAACGCCACGGAAACCGUGACGUGCCAGUCCACGUACAACGAGACGCCCUGCAUCAAGCAGAUCAUCACCCUGAUGGAGGACAACCUGGAGAUUUUUGGGAUGGUCUUCUCCAUGAUGCUGUACUGUCAGAUUGGCAGGAAGGAUGGCGCCACCACCGCCUGAGCGCCGCCUGUCGGGGGGCGGGGGGGGUCCCCAGUGACGCAUGUAACCUCCACCCAACCUCCAGCUAACCUCCACCCAACCUGCAGCUAACCUCAGUGCUACAUAACUUAUGCUAGGCUUUUAACAAGAAGGAGAUCUGAUAUUUUGGUUGGUAAAUGUUGUACAGAGUCCUAAUGGACAAAAUAAAUGAACAAAUAGAUUAAAAUUCAGUAUAAUCAACGAUUUUAACAAACAAGUGCUAUAAUUGAGAAAUUAAAUGAUUUUUAAAGUAUAAUAAAAGUGGAAAAACCUAUUUGUUUUAAUCAGUUGUUCUGCUAUUGAACAAACGUGAAAAACUGAGAGCAUUUGUUCAGAUUAAACUUGUUUUACAGAUUAUUGGUGUUCCAUUGAGCCUUUUUUUAACCUUGUGUCCGUGACGAUUAUGUUCACAUGAAGGUCGGAAAGCCCAAAAAUCACAUUUCCAAACAUAGUAGAAAAGGAAGACUUAUUUAUACCCUAAAUUUGGUCAUAAUACAAUUUCUUGAGUAUUGCAUCACAUCAUUUUAUUGAAUUAUAAACUGAAAAAUCUUGUUUAAGGGUGCAAGAUUGUUAGAUUUUUGGACGUUGUUGCUUUUUGGACAGCAGCGGCCGAACACAUUCAAGUUUUGGAUUCACCUCUUCUGUUCAAAAUGCAAGAUGAAACUAUCAUUAGGAAACAAUUAGCCUUCGUUAGCCACUACUUUUCAUCAUCAUUGUUAGAAAUAUUCUUACAUUGUGUUUCUCAAGGAACAAAAUGUAAUUUUUGUAUUCUAGUAUCUUUUCAAUAAACACUUACUGGUAAAGGAUGUUUUAUUUGGAACUAUUUCUAAUUUCCAGCAGUUUCUAUCUUGGCAUUUCUCUUUUUCCCCCCCUUUAAUUCAUGAAGAGAUUCGGGGGAAUAAUAAAAAGAAAACGUUCACUUGAACAGAGCAUAUUCCAAAGUAUGUAUGCUCAAAAAGGAAAUUAAUAAUAAAUAUAAGUAUGUUUUUUUUUCUUUCUUUUAAAGGCUGAACAUUUAAAAGUUUAUUUAAAAAAAAGGAUACGCUGUCACUGUUAUGAUGUGUAGUUAAACCAGAAUUAGAUUUCUUCAGAUAUUUGAGCCUCUAAGUGGAUAUUAUUGAUGUUUGGGCUCAUUUUUUCCCUCAUUGCCAUAAAACUGAACUGAACUGUCAUACAGAAAGUCUCCUAACUGUGUUAUGUUGCUGGAAAUGUGUUGUGGAAUAUGUGAAAUAUUUUUAAGAUGUCAAGUUUCCAUGAAAUAAACACGAUUGUGGAUGUGUAGAAUAAAAGUUCAUCCAUCCUCUGUGGACGUUUUUCUGUGAGGAUC